AUGGAAAUAUUAAAUGUGGCCUUACUUAGCAAAUGGAAAUGGCGUAUUCUUACUGAUAGAGAUGCGGUUUGGCGAGAUCUUUUAGAAGAGCGGUACGGAAAUGUGAAGCUUAAGGUUUUGGUAGGAGAUGUCUCGGUAGUGGACAACAAGGAUUCAAUAUGGUGGAGAGAUCUCAUAUUGUCGGAUAACUAUGAAAAUCUUCUUGUGGAUAAUUUCUCUAGUGUCAUCCGAGUCAAAGUGGGUAGCGGGGACUCUACUCCGUUGUGGUAUGCGGAUUGGACGGGGAAGCAAUCUUUAAUGAAAAUCUUUCCUUCUCUGUUUUCAUUGGCCGCUAAUCAUUUGCUACAGGUAUCUGCUGCUGGCACAUUCUUGGAGGGGUGCUGGAACUGGAAUUUUAGAUCUCUGUUCACAGUAGAGGGUGUUGUUCCGGUUCUGCAAAGGGAGGGCACGGUUCUGCAGCCGGAUGCUGCUGUCAUCGGUUCUGCUAGUGCUGCUCCCUCUGUCAUGCAGCAACAGGUUUAUCCGUUUUUGACAGAUUCUGACCCGGCCGACGCUGUUCUAGUAAAUGCUAUGCAAGCGUUUCGUACCGAAAUGGAUAACUACAGUUUAAAGAAGGAUGAAGAUGAUUCAUUCAGUUGGAGGCUUAAUUCGGAAGGAGUUUUCACGGUUAAAUCUUGUUACGACUUUUUCAAAGGAAAGCUUUCGGGUCCGCCGUUGGCCGAAGAGAAGGUUAGGGCCCUCAUUCAUCUUUGGAAUUUAAAAGUGCCAUCUAGAAUUCAAUUUUUUUGUUGGCGAUUUAUCCACAAUAGAAUUGCAACAAAAGACAACUUAGUGAGCCGUGGAAUAUUGAAUGAAGGGGAAGAUUCUUUGUGUGUUUUAUGUUCGAAGGAGGAGGAAAACAUUGUGCAUCUCUUCUCUAAUUGUGAAGUGUCUAUCGGAAUUUGGCGUAGAGUCUUCAUGUGGCUUGGAGGUGGGGAUUUUUUGUCUUUGGAAGAUUUCAUGGACUUCUUCUACAAUUGUUCCAAGAUUAAGUGUCCAUCUAAAAGAGUCAUAAUGGCGGUGGUUUGGAUAACAACGAUUUGGACUUUAUGGUUAAAGCGUAAUGCAAUUGUUUUUAGAAGUGAGUCCUUUAGUUUCAUAGAAUGCAUGUCGGAGAUAGUUAUGGUCUCUUGGAGUUGGUUAAUCUCUUUUUAUAAGAAAUUGCCUUGUUGUAAUUUUUAUGGUUGGAAUACUCAACCUCUUUUGUGUUUUGUUGAGUAA
Vicia villosa (hairy vetch) is the source of this 1260-nucleotide messenger RNA. RefSeq lists its product as uncharacterized. Bases 1 to 1260 code for a protein of 419 amino acids. The record is from RefSeq and is a predicted model, not a curated record. Lineage: Eukaryota; Viridiplantae; Streptophyta; Magnoliopsida; Fabales; Fabaceae. The transcript has a single exon.